Messenger RNA from Cottoperca gobio, 546 nucleotides. RefSeq names its product protein phosphatase 1, regulatory (inhibitor) subunit 1C (gene ppp1r1c). Lineage: Eukaryota; Metazoa; Chordata; Actinopteri; Perciformes; Bovichtidae. Gene Ontology annotation, biological process: intracellular signal transduction. Gene Ontology annotation, cellular component: cytoplasm. Gene Ontology annotation, molecular function: protein phosphatase inhibitor activity. The record is from RefSeq and is a predicted model, not a curated record.
AUGGAGCCCAGCAGUCCGAAGAAGAUCCAGUUUGCUGCACCUCCGCUGCAGGGACAGCUGGACCCACAGGCCGCCGAACAUAUCCGUCGCAGAAGACCAACUCCUGCCACUCUGCAGAUCUACAGACUACCUGGCACAGAUGUUGGAGAUCAACACAACGCCGGCGGAGAGUCACAGGCUUCAGACUCUCAGAGGAAGCAGAGCACCUUUGCCCCCCCCCACCAUGAAAGAUUUGUCAUGUGACCACAAAAAGGAAGUGCCCAGUCCCGACUCCAUCUCCCGAUAGCCACCUUAGCUCGCUUUCAUCUCUUCGUCUCUCAAUAAGCAACUCUUCCUGUUCCUCGCUGCUGUUCAUCUGAUCCCACUAACACCCUGCUUCUCGUGCGACACACUGACGCCGUUUGUUUUGACGGCUCCUGACAAUCUUUCACACACUCACAGACACAUAGACGUUUAAAUACACUAUAUCAGACUACAUUAGGUGAUAAUGAGGUUGUGCUUGUGCAGAAAUGGCUGUGAAUAAAGAUGUAUUAUAUGAAACAUUUA